This is a messenger RNA of Impatiens glandulifera, 1324 nucleotides long. Its product is annotated as neuroguidin. NCBI's taxonomy places the organism in Eukaryota, Viridiplantae, Streptophyta, Magnoliopsida, Ericales, Balsaminaceae. Gene Ontology annotation, biological process: maturation of SSU-rRNA from tricistronic rRNA transcript (SSU-rRNA, 5.8S rRNA, LSU-rRNA). The coding region runs from base 1 to 963 and encodes 320 amino acids. Gene Ontology annotation, cellular component: nucleolus; small-subunit processome. The transcript has 7 exons. The record is from RefSeq and is a predicted model, not a curated record.
AUGGUUGAUUCUUCGGAAAACACAAAAAAUGUUGAUAUGAUUGAAAGAGAAACUCCCCAGUUAUUGGCAGUGUUGAAGGAAAUGAAAGAUGGGUUAGAAACAGUUACUUGCAAAAUUCAAGUUCUAACAGCAAAGGUGAAGGAUAAUCUUUUUCCAACUUCUGAUGGCUUGAGCUACCUUGAGGCCAAACAAUUGCUGCUGCUGAAUUAUUGCCAGUCACUUGUAUAUUAUUUGCUUUGCAAGGCGAAAGGAUUUUCAAUAGAGAGCCAUCCUGUUGUCCUAAGCCUUGUGGAAACUAGACUCUUUUUGGAGAAGAUAAGACCCAUUGAAAAGAAGCUUCAGUACCAAACCGAUAAGCUAAUGAGAGUUUCAGAAAAAUCAACGGAUAGUGCUGGUGUAAAUGCUACUGUUGAAGACCCAUCUAAGAAGGAAGAUGAUUUGCUCAAAUACCGACCUAAUCCAGAUAUGCUUAUCAGCAAAACCGAAUCAGUUCUUGAGGAUGAGGCUUCUGCUGGUGUGUAUAGACCUCCAAAGUUUGCUCCCACUUCAAUGGAGGAAGAUAAGAUGUCGAAGCAAGAAAGAAACGCAGCAAGAUUGGAGAAACAGACGUUGCGACAAGCUUCACAAAACUCCUAUGUCAGAGAUUUGAUGCAUGAUCUUGAAGGAAAGCCAGAGGAGGUAAGAGAAGAAAUUGGAGUUGAAAGUAUGGAGCUUACUAAUUAUCGAGCUAAAAUGGAAGACCGUGCAAGGAGAGAAGAGGAACUUUUCACUCGUGCCCCUCUAACUAGGGUGGAGAAAACUAAAAUGAAGCAUAUGAAGAGAUCAAGAAAUGGGUUGCUUGGUCUGACGGAUAGUUUCUAUAAUGAAAUAAAGAGUUUACCAUUAGAGGAGGAGAAUAAGAGCAUUGACAACCAACCUGCCUUUGUUGCUGAAAAAACAAGGAAAAAGCAAAAGGUGAUUUGAUUUGAUUCGAUUCAAUACAGAGUGAAUCAUCUAUUUCUUUCUCUUGUCCCAUUUAUGUGUAUAAUUUGUUUUCAUUUACCCAGAGGCGCCACUGAAGGUCAGACUGGAAUCUAAAAAGGUUUUCAGAUAGAUGGAUGGAUAGCUCACUCAAAACCAGACCAAAUGCAGUCUUUGUUAAAAAGUAAGUCUUUUGUAGUCCCUGUUCUUCUGAAACAUGGGGAAAGAAGUGCUUUAAUGGUGUUUUAUUGGAUUAGCAAUACUUUCUGAUUUGACAGAAUUUUGAGUUUUAUUUGAUUGUGCUUCCAACUUGAUAAUGUUGUAUUCUUGAUGAAUACUUAUAGGUUUUAGUUUUCUUACCUCA